Messenger RNA from Phytophthora infestans T30-4, 396 nucleotides. RefSeq lists its product as uncharacterized. Bases 250 to 396 code for a protein of 48 amino acids. The transcript has 2 exons. NCBI's taxonomy places the organism in Eukaryota, Oomycota, Peronosporomycetes, Peronosporales, Peronosporaceae. The record is from RefSeq and is a predicted model, not a curated record.
GCACCAGCAGAGACGCACAGCCACUGUUCUGCACUUCGAAGCUGUGCUGGAAGAUGCAGCCUGUGAAGAAUGGUUUCUACGAAUCUUCGGUGUUCAAGGGCGUCUUUCCUAGCUAUAGCAGAGCAAUUGAGGCUGCGGGGUGUCUUGUUCGCAGGUUGCAUAGCAAAGCAACAUUCCUACGAGAAGAAAAUUGCCGCGGCUCUCGAUUUCUUUGCAUCGCCUGGUGGUUACCGAGAAGUAGCUGCAGCAAUGGGCAUGAACAAGAGCUACGUAAUGGAUAUCGUAGAUGAGUGUCAUUUCCUCGGUAUCAUUAAGGUUGGGAGGAUCUCCAAGCAGGUUUCGCAGCACGGCGCGGAUACCCUGGUGUUGUUGGUGCAGUCGACGGAUCGCUGCUAG